Prorocentrum cordatum is the source of this 831-nucleotide messenger RNA. Lineage: Eukaryota; Dinophyceae; Prorocentrales; Prorocentraceae. The record is from the annotation of a GenBank genome assembly.
AUGCUUGCAGACGCGGCUUCGGCAUGCGCGAGUUACGGCUUGUCUCUGCGCCCCGGGGAAACCAAGAUUUUGACGAACGUGCGGGCUAGGAAAGGGGUGGCGGGUGACAGUCACGUCAUGGUCAACGGGAUGCACAUUGAGCUGUUGACGCGCGACUCGGCCACCAAGUACCUAAGCAGGAAAAUAUGUUUUCAAUAUUCACAGAACGUGGAGUUGGACAACAGGAUGCGCUGCGCAUGGAGGAAGUUCUUUGUUUUCAAAGAUGAACUCACGAAUGCAAUUGUUCUACUUCGUUCGAGGCUGCAGCUGUUCGGCUCCGCGGUCACCCCGCGCGCACUAUACGGCGCAGCCUGCUGGAAGCUGACGGCCGACAUGGGGCGCAGGCUGUUGAAGAACCAACGACAAAUGCUACGCUUAGUGGUGGGUUCUGGGGGGUGGAGGAUAACGCACGAUCGUGAUAAUUCGACGUCGUGCAGUUCUGAUGGAGAGGACAAAGAGGAAGUUUUCGAGACAUGGGUAGAGUGGAUUCAACGUACAGCCCAGGAUAUCGAACAUCGUCUGGAGGACGCUGGGAUCACCGAUUGGAUUGCGCAGUACAGAGCCCGAAAAUGGAAAUUGGCAGGGAAGCUUCUGUCAAGCGACACACACAAGUGGUCUUACAAAGUGUUGAUGUGGAGCCCCGGCCGGGCCCAGAGCAAGAGAGACCGCAUCGGGCGCCCUGCGCGGAGGUGGGCCGACGGUUUCGCAGACACGUGCGGCCAUGAUUGGACAAGCGCGGCCUGGAACUCGAAGGAGUGGGCUGAGCUUGAAAGUCGUUUCACCUCGCACUGA